UUGCCAUCCAGAAAGCUAGAGGUUAGUUUCUGGUACGUAACUACGUACGUAAGUGGAGCUAGCUUAGGCUGCAGUAGUAGUAGUUAACUAGUUAUGUUUCAUUCCUCCGAUGAAGACCGAUCAGUCUUGCCACCUUACUACUACUACGUUAGCAACUCCAAAGAGAUGAUAAAUGGAACAUCUUUGAUCCCAAGAUUUGGUUCUGGAAAUUUGGGUCCAGUUUUGCAGCCUGCGGGGGGGCGGUUUCGUCAUCUUUCUCUCCCACCAUGUUUACCACUAAACCAAUCUCUUCCUCCUAAUUAUUUACCGCCACUUCUUCCUCUCCCACUUUCCAAACCCCAAACUGGUUCUCUUUCUGGCCCUCUAACCACUAAUACCAAAACCUGCAGAUCAGACCCUCGUAAGAAAUCCAAGAAAAAACUAAAGCAGCCCUCCUGCAGCAGAAACCCCGGCGGCAAACAAGAAACAGCCUUGAAAUCUGAUAACACAAAGGUGUUAUUGGGUCUGUCUAAAAACCAGCUUCCCAGUAAUAAAGUUUCCCAUAACGCAAACGUUAUUAGUACUACAAGCGGCGAUGGUUGUGUUAAGGAAAUAGAUGAACAGUACGAUGUGGUUAUUGGACUUGACGACAAGUUUUCAACCCGUCGUGAUCGUGAUCGUGCGGUGUUUACGCUCUCUCCUCCGCCGAGCAGUUUGCCUUUUCCCACUUUUUCAUUGAGGCCAAAGCUCCGCCGCUCUGCUCCGCCUGCCGGAAAUCCGGAUCAGCAACGUAACUGACAAUCUCCGAUCCGUCGACUUCCUCCACUACUCUCCGGUCAAUCUUGUACUGUUAGUUCUUAAUUAUUUCUGUUACGUUGAUGACAAACUUUCAUGGUAUAGUACGUACCAAAGUUUUAGGUUCAUAUAUGCAUCCAGGCCGGCAUAAUCGUCAUAUCAAGCUAGCCGCCAAUACUUUUUAUUCUGGGACUGGCUAGCCUGGGUCCUGGGGCUGCCAAAACAUAAAUCAAGGUUGUCCGUCGUUCCAAUAUAAUGUACUUCUUGAUAUGCAAUUUUCUCAAGAAGAAAUUAAUAGUAUUCUCACAGUAUAUGUUA
This is a messenger RNA of Ipomoea nil (Japanese morning glory), 1092 nucleotides long. RefSeq lists its product as uncharacterized. The coding region runs from base 94 to 777 and encodes 227 amino acids. Lineage: Eukaryota; Viridiplantae; Streptophyta; Magnoliopsida; Solanales; Convolvulaceae. The record is from RefSeq and is a predicted model, not a curated record. The transcript is spliced from 2 exons.